AUGGCUUUGGUGAGACUACCAGUCGUCCUGGUCCUGCUGCUAAUUAUAUCAAUAAGCUUGGGAAUGGCAGCAGCAGAUUCAGCAAAAGAUAGAGACGAAUGUACGCAGCAGUUAGCAGGGAUGGCCACGUGUCUGCCUUACGUUGAAGGCCAAGCUAAGACCCCAACACCAGACUGUUGCAGUGGUCUCAAGGAAGUCCUCAACAGCAAUAAGAAGUGCCUUUGCGUUAUCAUUAAAGAUCGCAAUGAUCCAGAACUAGGUCUGCAAAUCAAUGUCACCCUUGCUUUGGGCCUGCCUUCCAUUUGCCAUGUCCCUGCUAAUAUCUCCAAGUGUCCCG
Molecule: messenger RNA, 337 nt
Organism: Prunus avium (sweet cherry)
Lineage: Eukaryota; Viridiplantae; Streptophyta; Magnoliopsida; Rosales; Rosaceae
Source: RefSeq, a predicted model, not a curated record